Molecule: messenger RNA, 1134 nt
Organism: Dufourea novaeangliae
Lineage: Eukaryota; Metazoa; Arthropoda; Insecta; Hymenoptera; Halictidae
Product: cell adhesion molecule 2-like
Exons: 8
Coding region: 1-792 (263 amino acids)
Source: RefSeq, a predicted model, not a curated record
AUGGAUCUCGCGAUACUCUUGCUCGCCGUGCUUCUCAGGCAAGAGGUCGCCGGCCUGAAGCUGCUGCGCUUAAACGUACCGACGUACACCCUAAGGGGCAAGACCGCGCUCCUCGAGUGCAGAUACGACCUGGAAGCGGACAAUCUUUACUCCAUCACGUGGUACAAGGACCACGAGGAAUUCUACAGAUACGUGCCUAGCGGGGAACCAAAGAAGCACAGCUAUAUCGUCGAGGGCAUUAAAGUUGACCUCUGGCGGUCCGACGACCAACGGGUCCUGCUGCAGAACGCCAGUCUGCACACAAGCGGACGGUACAAGUGCGAGGUGAGCGCGGAGGCGCCGAGCUUCAACUCGGUCAGCGACGAGGCGAGCAUGGAAGUCGUAGUUCUUCCGCAGGACGGGCCGACGAUAACCGGCGAGGAGAAGAUUUACGCUAGCGGGGACGUGCUCGACCUGAAUUGCACCAGCGGAAAGUCUCAUCCCGCCGCGAAUCUCUCGUGGUACAUCAAUGGCGAGCAGGUGAAGCCCGACUCGGAAGCGGUGUACGACCAGCACGGACUGUUCUCGGUGAUAUCCAGUUUACGACUUCGGUUGCAGCCGGAUCACAUCAACGACGACAAAAUAAACGUCAGAUGCGAGGCGACCGUGGAAUUGGACUCGAACUCGGACACGCCGCUCGUCAAGACGCGCACAACGGAGGUUUUCGUGGAGGGCCACGCGAGCGUCACGACCCCAUCCGUGUGUCUGACGAUGGCGAGCGCGCUGUUGCUUCGGCUACUGACGAGCGUUUAGAGAAUCCAACGGCGAGAGGAGCGGACAGGAUCGUCGAUUCGGCGCGUCUCGCGACCAAUCCUCGUCGACACAGAGCCACGGGACCGGGACGACGUUCGGAUCUCGACUCCGAACGAACCAGCCGAAGCGGAAAAGGGCGAAGGAAGAGGAAGAAUGGACAGGGCGAAAAACGUGGUCGUCGCGACGCUCACGAUAGGCCCUAAAAUCGGGACGAGACGAACGUCGUCGUAUCCUUAACUUCGAACGAUAUACAUAUAUACAUGUACCGGUUGUCGACUUCCGGUCGAUGAGAACACAGUUCACGGGGCGAAACGCGUCGGAUUACCGGUUCCGUUUGUACGG